AUCUGCUGCAACAACAGGAAUUGUCUGCUGGCUCCAAACUCUCAAACUUGAUGAGUUAUUUUACCAGUUGUCUUAGAUUCAAGAAAUGGCUUGCACGCUAGAGAGAGUUUUAGCAGAUGCCAAAUCGUUAGUUGAGCGACUCCGCGAUCACGACAAUGCGGCAGAGGUGCUGAUUGAACAGACAACUUGCCUCAACAAACGUGUUGAAGCUAUGAAACAGUAUCAGGAGGAGAUAGAGGCUCUGAAUCAGGUUGCGAGACACAGACCACGGUCUACUCUGGUCAUGGGAAUACAACAGGAAAACAGACAAAUACGAGAAUUGCAACAGGAAAAUAAAGAGUUGAGGGCAUCACUUGAGGAGCAUCAAUCUGCUCUGGAGCUGAUUAUGAGCAAAUACAGAGAGCAGGUGUUUAGACUGCUCAUGGCCAGCAAAAGAGAUGAUCCAGCCAUUGUCACAAAGCUUAGAGAGCAGCACUCAAAUGAGAUGCAGGCUCACUUAGACAAGAUUAAUGAAAUGGCCACCGUGAUGCGUAAAGCCAUCGAAGUUGACGAGGGCCGAGUGUGUGAGGAUGAGGAGCGCAUUAAACAACUGGAGCUGGAGAACAGCGGCUUGAGGGAGUUGUUGGGAAUUAGUCGUGAGGCGUUUAUGGUGCUGAAACGAGAGGAGAUAUCAGAUAGUACCUCUCUUUCUUCCCUGGUGACCAGUGCUGACCUCCGCCUACGGAAGAGCUAGAGACUCUGAAAACUCCCAGGGCUGCCUCCUCAUCAUGGGGGGAGCUGUCCUGUCCCCUCAUCUCCUCCAAACAUGUGCACCCAUCCACCACCACAGCCCUAGCCAAUACCACCACUCCCCCUACUCCACUAAGGCUAACCCUCCUCUAUGAGAGAUUACCUUCUAUUGACACACAUCCAGGCACCAGAAACUGCACAGCUGUGAUGAGUUGUGCUCAGUCUUCUGAUACACUUGCUGUAGCCUCAGCACUGGGGCAAUGCUGCCCCACUGUGAGCUGGGAAGUUGGCACAGGAGCAGAACAGAACCUCAUUAACUGGUGUUCAGCUGCACAAGUGUCCUGUCAGUUACAAGGCUGUCUGAAAAUGAAUAAUGACAAACUGGUUUAGGAGCUGAUAACUGAUUUUUUGAGCUACGCUGGGAUUGUUGAGUUUCUAUUACGGUUAUUUAGUCGUAGAAUAAAGAUCUGUGGAUAAAACAAUGUCCUGACAUAGUGAAUGUUUUUCUAUAUGAGCAGUUCAUUACUGCUGAAUUGUAGUAACGUAAGUGAAACUAUUCCCAGCUGAAACCCUCACUUUAUGACCUUGGCCUUAAUGAGCUGUAAAUUAAAUUGAGAACAGUAAUUUUGUUAUCCACCAAAGCUUAGGGGCGAGAUACAAUCGUAGCUACAUAGUUCUUACUCUAGGAUUGUUUUUAUUUCAGAUUUUUGUUCACUGGUUUGGGUUUACCAAACAAGAAUGUGAAUAAUGUAACAUGUUUCUGUGGAGUGACAGCAGACACAGAACAGAUUUGUUGCUCUUUAGCCAAAACUAUCCUAAAUACAUCUUGACAAUACCCAUAGGCAUUUUCAUCGGCUUGUGAUAUGAUGGUGUGUGUGUGUGUAUAGUAUUUUUAUUGUUGUUGUUGCUGUUGUUUUAAAUUGUGAAUUAGUUCAUGUAAUUAUGAUGUAUAACAUGAGAUUAAAUUCUUGUUAAACUGG
This is a messenger RNA of Chanos chanos (milkfish), 1709 nucleotides long. It is a transcript of the gene fgfr1op2, whose product is annotated as FGFR1 oncogene partner 2. The transcript is spliced from 6 exons. Gene Ontology annotation, biological process: response to wounding. Lineage: Eukaryota; Metazoa; Chordata; Actinopteri; Gonorynchiformes; Chanidae. The record is from RefSeq and is a predicted model, not a curated record. The coding region runs from base 86 to 733 and encodes 215 amino acids.